GCCGAGGGGCGGGGCCUCCGGUGGCCCGAGCUGGCGGGGCUGCUCGGGUGGGAGCCGUGCGGUCCGACUGCUCGCGGCUCCGGGAUGGCCUCCCCGCGGGAGCUGACGCAGAACCCCCUGAAGAAGAUCUGGAUGCCGUACAGCAACGGGCGGCCCGCCCUGCACGCCUGCCAGCGCCGCGUGUGCAUGACCAACUGCCCCACGCUCAUCGUCAUGGUGGGCCUGCCCGCCCGGGGCAAGACCUACAUCUCCAAGAAGCUGACGCGCUACCUGAACUGGAUCGGCGUGCCCACACGGGAGUUCAACGUGGGCCAGUAUCGCCGGGACAUGGUCCAGACGUACAGGUCUUUUGAGUUUUUCCUCCCAGAUAACGAAGAGGGCCUGAGGAUCCGAAAGCAGUGCGCCCUGGCCGCUCUCCGUGACGUCCGGCGGUUCCUUAGUGAGGAGGGGGGACACGUGGCGGUUUUCGAUGCAACAAACACCACCCGCGAGCGGAGGGCGACCAUCUUUAAUUUUGGGGAGCAGAACGGCUACAAGACCUUCUUCGUUGAGUCCAUCUGUGUGGAUCCCGAGGUCAUCGCGGCCAACAUCGUGCAAGUGAAGCUGGGCAGCCCUGACUACGUCAACCGCGAUGGCGAGGAGGCCGCGGAGGACUUCCUCAGGCGCAUCGAGUGCUACGAGAGCUCCUACGAGUCCCUGGACGAGGACCUGGACAGGGACCUGUCCUACAUCAAGAUCAUGGACGUGGGGCAGAGCUACGUGGUGAACCGCGUGGCCGACCACAUCCAGAGCCGCAUCGUGUAUUACCUCAUGAACAUCCACGUGGCCCCGCGCUCCAUCUACCUCUGCCGGCACGGCGAGAGCGAGUUCAACCUCAAGGGCCGCAUCGGUGGGGACCCCGGACUGUCCCCGCGGGGCAGGGAGUUUGCCAGGCGUCUGGCCCAGUUCAUCAGCGACCAGAACAUCAAGGACCUGAAGGUGUGGACCAGCCAGAUGAAGCGGACCAUCCAGACGGCCGAGGCGCUGGGCGUGCCCUACGAGCAGUGGAAGGUCCUCAACGAGAUCGACGCGGGCGUCUGUGAGGAAAUGACCUACGAGGAAAUCCAGGAUCACUACCCCCUGGAGUUCGCCCUGCGGGACCAGGACAAGUACCGGUACCGCUACCCCAAGGGGGAGUCCUACGAGGACCUGGUGCAGCGCCUGGAGCCGGUCAUCAUGGAGCUGGAGCGGCAGGAGAACGUGCUGGUCAUCGGCCACCAGGCGGUGAUGCGCUGCCUGCUGGCCUACUUCCUGGACAAGGCGGCAGAGCAGCUGCCCUACCUCAAGUGCCCGCUGCACACGGUGCUGAAGCUGACGCCCGUGGCCUACGGUUGUAAAGUGGAGUCCAUCUUCCUGAACGUGGGGGCUGUGAACACGCACCGGGAGAGGCCGCAGAACGUAGACAUCGCGAGGCCUCCAGAGGAGGCCCUGGUCACGGUCCCUGCUCACCAGUGACCCUGCCUCCUCCACGGCGACCCGGCGGCCAUCUCUGCAGACAAGGUCAUUCCAGGCCCUGGGCCGCCCGCAGGCACCAGGCAGGGGCCCCGUCCACGCCACCCGCUUCCUGCUGACGGCCGUGGGGCUGUCGCACCUGCUCUGCGGCCUGACCUGCAGCUGGAGACCCUCCAGCCACGCGGCCUGCUCUGCGGGCGGAAUUUGCCGGCACUGGGCCUGCUGCGGCCCGUCGGCCUCGUGAAGCGGGCAGCCCCGUGUGGCCCAGCUGCUGGCCUGGGCCCGGAAGCCCUGCAGGCGCCCCGCUGGCCCGGGUGCGAGGAGAGCCCUGCCCACCGCCCUGCCAGGGACUGAGGGCUCCCACCAUGGACAGCUGGCCAGGCCGUGUCUGAGCCGCUGGGGAGAGUGGGGGCUCGUGUCACGCGCAGGGAGCCGGCAUCGCGGCCCCGCCCAGUCACACGGAGCCCCGAGGAGGAGCCCCGAGGAGGAGCCCCAAGGAGCUGCUGGCCAAGACCACCCCUGUGGUGGCUUCUCUCGUGCGUCACUCCGCCCGGCGCGCCUGCCCCGGACUCGGGGGGGCGGCCAGCACCGGGUGGAUGGCCACGAGGGUCUGGAUCUAUGCUGUGCACCUGCCGCCCACAGUGCACCUCGCUGGUGCCAGGCCAGGGCCCCAAGCCUGCUUUGCACCUGCAGCCUUUCCUGGGGUGUCCCUGCAGGACACCCUGCCUUUCCCAGCGCCCAGGGCUCUGCAGCCGCAGGGGUGUGGGCAGCCCCUCCCGCCUCUCCCCGGGACGGUCUCCGCACGGCUGCCGCCUGGCUGCUCGGCGUGGCCAGCACAGUCAUGUGUGGGUCGCAGGCGUUUUCCUCUCGCCCUGGAACAGGUGGGAUGGGGUCUCGGCCGCACAGCACUCUGUGUCCAGGGCUCUUUGCAAUAAAUAGUUUUUAAAAUCA
This is a messenger RNA of Myotis myotis, 2442 nucleotides long. It is a transcript of the gene PFKFB4, whose product is annotated as 6-phosphofructo-2-kinase/fructose-2,6-biphosphatase 4. The transcript has 14 exons. The record is from RefSeq and is a predicted model, not a curated record. Gene Ontology annotation, biological process: fructose metabolic process; fructose 2,6-bisphosphate metabolic process. Gene Ontology annotation, molecular function: ATP binding; 6-phosphofructo-2-kinase activity; fructose-2,6-bisphosphate 2-phosphatase activity. NCBI's taxonomy places the organism in Eukaryota, Metazoa, Chordata, Mammalia, Chiroptera, Vespertilionidae. The coding region runs from base 85 to 1494 and encodes 469 amino acids. Gene Ontology annotation, cellular component: cytosol.